CAAAACGUCAGUGCGCAGCGGGGAUUCGUCCUUGUUGUCGUGUCUGCUUCGCAACGAUUUUUGCAGAAGCGGAAGAGAGCACUCUGUUGCCCGAAUACCGAUGCAAAGCUGGCUCAUCGGCGUACGUGCUUUUCCUGUGAGGGCAUAGAGUCUGCUGGGAGUGAAUGCAAACGUGUUUACUGGGAGCCGGCAGCACCGUUUUCAUGAGUGUCUUGUAAACAUUUCUGUCUGGUUCGGUUUCCUGAGACAUGCACACCUCUCAGUCCCGAGCGUUGACGGUUUUCCUCUGUGGACGGUGCCGCUCCGACGUGCAUGCGUUCAUGUGCCUGUGAGUCGGGUGUACACACACCAGUCGAUUUGGUCAAUCGCCACCCAGGCGACACACCAUUUCUUUUUUCCUUCGCUGAGACAUCAUGACCUCGUCUUCGAGUAACGGCAUUCCUUCUUUUCGAGCCACUAGCUGGCAUCAUCCUGCGUCACUUUCGGGUGUGCGCUCGCCAGCAACGAGCGGCUCCGUGUCUCGUCCUGCGGUCGGCGCUUCGUUUGUCCCAGGACCGCCGCUGGUGCCCGGCCAUUCCUGUUCUUUGUUCACCUACGGGUCACAGACGUCAGUUUCACGGUUCCAGCCCGUGUUCCACCAAGAUGGAGUGACUGAGUCAUCCGCCGACCACUGUUCCUCCACUCUGUCCCCGGCGGGUGCCGCCACUAUAGCUGUGGCACAGAGCGCGGGUUCCCCAGUUGUCGCUGUUGCUCCUGUCCAUCCGUAUCUCUACGGAAAUGUGUCGGCAGAGGCUGGAACGCCUGCUGACGGCGGGCAGGGACAGGGACAAUCACCCUCCGUCUUCCCGGUCGUUAUCGGCCUAGAAAACGGACAGGUCUGGCUUUAUGAGUGGCAACAGGCUGCGCAGGAGCCGUCCAACCAGGGACCCUUCGAAGGGUUCUCGCACGCGGCUCCAAAGUGUGUGGCUCAACAUCUGCUGUGUCGCCAAAUGGCGCGCCCGUUAACCAUAAGUGUCGCGAGGUUUCGGCAGGCCACCGCCGACCAAGAUUCCAUCGACGAGGAAGCAAAACAGGACAACUUCGAAGUGUAUGUCCUGUACAGCAACGGGAUGGUUGUCGUUUGGAAGAAAGGCCGCCGGAACCGGAUUGAACUGGGACCGGUGGAAGGGGGCAUUCACAUGAGCGUCGACUCGGAGGGUCGAUAUGUCGCGGUGUCGUCGAGCACCAGGAAGCUUGUAGUUUUCCAGCGCAAGGAAUCUGAGUUUGGCGACGACACCAUGACUUUCACCAAGUGCUUUGACGAAGAAGUUUUCCGCAAACAGCUCAACUCUGCAUGCGCGACAGGAGUCCCGCUUCAGACAGCCUGGCAUCCCGAUGGCACCUGUCUGUUUCUGCCCGGAGCAUCUUCGGUGCGUGUGUUGAAAACUGCGACUAUGACUCUUGAGCAUCUCGAGUUCGCGUCUGCUGGCUUCGACCCGUUGAUUGUUUUUGACAAAGUUGCGGUUGUCGGCCUCAACUUCCCCAGCCCUGCAAGUUCGCAAGGAGAGCGAUGCUCUGUAGUUCUUCUUGCGUCUGUGAAAACCUCGCUCCGCGCGUGGCUCCUUGAGGACAAGCAGCUCCUCUUCUGCGUCGAAGCAGACAAGGCUUCUGCUUCGAGUGCAGACAGACUCUUGCAGCUCGCCGCGUGGCCUUCGUGGCACUUCCAGAAAAAAGACGAGGGCCAGAAAGCGUUCUCGCCAUUCAUCGAGGUCGGCCUCGCUCGAGAUGACGGAGCUGUAAGCAUCGUCGGAAUCCGAUCCGAGACACUUGCGAAGCUAAGCGAGAAGCGCGGGAGAAACGCGUUCGAUGGAGACUCCGGGCUUGAGCAGAUGGAACUACAGCAGGAACACAGGGACAAGCAAGACGAUGGCGACGUUGUCAUGGCUGACGCGGAGGGUCAACAAGAAGAGCAACUCGAAGGUAUGUCCUCCCCAGAGAUGAAAGAGCGCUGUUCGACUUAUCUCUCGCCUUCCCAGGAUGAUCGCGUGCAUUCGCAAGUGGAGGAGAACUGCACCAGCUCUCACCUGAAGGCAAAAGAGCUGCCUGCGUCUUCAAGAGACAGAAAGGCCCAGAAGGGCGAAAGAUUGGAGACUGAAGAGAAGAGGACUCCUCAGGGCAACGAAGAGAAGACCAGAGCUGAGUUUUUCGGAGACAGAGGCGUGACUCCCGGCACGCCCGAGAAAAGGCGCCACAGCGUCGAUGGAGAGACCGAGGCAAGCAGCCAAAGUGCGAGAGCGGGGUCUUCUCUCAGGCGCCACGAAGGGGAGAAGAAGAAAGAGAAGAGACGAAAAGAGAGGAAGAACGCGGCCGUCUCAACUCCGGUUCGACGUUUUAUCGAGAUGCAGGCGGAAGAAGGGUCUGAGGAAGGCAGCGACCAGGACGGAGAACUGUUCGGCGACGGACCAGGAAGCGGCUUGGAGGACGAAGCGGGGUCAGAUCACAGGGGAGAGAGAGAGCGAGGAAAACGGAAGAGAGAGGGAUCUUCGCGACGUCGAGACGAGAAGAAGAAACGACAGCGACCAGCAGCAGACUCGCAGGAGGAGGGAGGAGACGACGGGUACGCGUCUUCUGGGUCUCAGACUGACUACGCCUUGUCUGGGUCUUCGGGCGCAGAAGACGUUUCUUCUGACGAGGGGGAAGACAACACCUCGGAGGAGGAAAGCGAGAACCUUCUCGAAGACGAAGAAGAAACAAGCACCCACGCGUUUGUCUCAGGCGUCUCGUUCCUCUCGAGGGACACAGACGGCGGCGCUGCUGAGGGCGACGACAAGGAGGCUCUCCUGGAGAACAUGAGGAAGCUGAUUCUGCAGAUGCAUGCAAAACAGAAAGCGAGUCGCCAAGAGCAACAGGAGACGAAGCGCCGCGCACAGCGCCUGCGAACAGAGAACGCGAAGCUUCAGAGAGAGCUUCGUCGACUCCGAAAAGCCCACCAAGCGAUGCUCACGAGAGACGCCUGGACUUCUGGCGCAGACGCGAUAUGGACUGUCGAACGAGCUGUGUCUCCUGGCGCUUGCAGACAACCCGGCGAUGCUGCCACCCCGUGGUGCCUCUUCUGGAACCAACACGGCCACGUGACGAAGGUGACCAGCGGCGACAAGACGACUCUCGAGAUUUUCAACUUCUCUCCGGUUGCCGCGAUCUCCGGAACAAGCAGAAAGCGAAUAACAGACUACACGAACGCGAGCAUGGCCGCUCUGAGCAAAGUCGGCGUCGCCCUCGCUUCUGUGGGCUCUAGGAGGCCCCUGUUGCCAAGCAGAGUGGAAUUCAGAUCUCUUCAGGAUUCUUCUCAGUGGACCAAAACGUUGCCGGUGCCUGAGCGGCCUCUGGGCGUGGCGAUCGGCGACUCCUUCGUGGCUGUCGUGACAUCUGGCGAUCUCCUCCGCAUUUUCGCAACGAGCGGCAUUGCCCUCUCUCUCUCUCGCCUUCCCGGUGUGCCCGUGGGGAUCUGCGCCAGCCACCAGCUGCUCUUCGUCGUUUGUGCGACGACGGCGGCAGCUCUCGGGCGCACCUCCGAGCACCGAUCUCGCCAGCAGGACCGUUUUUCUUCGGGACAGGAUGGCUGCAAACGCUUCUUCUUCCACUGCCUGUUGCUGCACAUCCACCCGGCACCAGCGUCCCCCAGUUCGCCCUAUCUGCUACCUUUUGGCUGUCGAGACAGAGUUGCGCAACUCCCGGGACUGAUGGCGAAGGCCUUUCCUCCGAUCGACGUUAUUCACGAGGGCCCUCUCGUUCUGGACCAACCUCUGGACUGGGUGAAUAUCUCCACUGGAGGAAUGCCGUCCGUCAAAGACACUUCAGGCCGCGUGUGGGGUCUGCUUCCGGCGUGGGGCAGAGCGGUUGAGGGCCCCGUCCCCUACAGUCUCUCUUGGCUGCCUCUGGUGAACCUCUACGAAGCAGCAGGAGGUUCUCUCCAAGACGAUUCUCCGCCUCCCGCUGUCAAGUUCUGGCCUCUGUAUGUUGACGAAAGCAAGGGCGAGAUCAUGGUGAUUCGUCUGAAGACGUCGAAAGAGAGCGGGAGCCCGUCACGCGACCCAGAUGGACAAGAGAGCCUCUCGCGAGAAACGUCAGAGCCUUCGUCGCGCUCUUCGUGGCGUUCCGGCCCUCCAGAGGAGCCUUCGUGCUCUCAGGUAUCGCCUUUGUUCGGGUACACGCUCGAACAACUGCCACUCCGCCUUCCCUUCACAGACGUCUGGCCCUACAUGCGCUGGCGGCAGCUGCUGUUGAAAGACAAGAACUUGAAGGGGAUCGUGACCCAACCUGCGGGGAAGAAUGGCGACUCGGCCGCACUCACCAUGGGAGAGGCUGCGCUCGUACCCUGGCACCAGUUCGACGAAAUGCGGUGGAGAAACGAAGUCGUCAUGCGCCUCAUGUGCAUCGCACUGAAGAACUGGGAAGGCGGCGGCGCCGGGGGCGGCGCGGGCGGCCCGGAAAACCAGCAGGAUGUCUUGAAAAUGGAACAAAGUCGAGAAGGCGCCGAGGCCGAAAAACGCUUCACGACCCUCAUGAAAAACCACGACAAAUUCGCAAUGCGAGAGUUCCUCGUCUGCAGAGAAGAUCGCCGCCUUCACCCUGCGGCCCUCGACGUAGCCCUUCGCUUCAAAAUGCCGACGGUCGCGGCGCAUGCGCGCAACUCGCUCGAUGGCGACACUCGCAUGCAGUCCGAGAAACUCCGGGAGGCUCUGGAGUGGCAGGAGACAGAGGGGCGUCUCGACGGCGCCUCUGGCCUCUUUUCUGCGUCGCAGCUGCCUCCUGUCGAUUCAGAGAAUUCUCUGUCUUCUCGUCGGAUGCGAGCUGAGAUGGAAAACCGGCAACCCGGAGUGUUUUAUGGAGUCGGCAGCAAAUGCCCAGCAGGCGAAGGCAGUGAAGACCCCACGGAAACUCCCGAGGGACGCAGGAUCGAGGCAGGGCACCAAAGCAUUAGUAGCAAGGCCUCAAGCAGCAAGCUGCAUGGCGUCAUGGAGGCGCCGGCUGCGAAACCCUGGAUGCGGGGAGGCAAUCGAGGCCCCGGACACCAAAAGUUCUCCGCUUUUCGCCAGGCUGCAGACUGAAACUUUGUUUAGUGGUUUGACAGAAGGAACAUGAGAGUCGCUCCCAGAGCUGCACACUCUUUUCUGGGCACUCGGGGCGGCACUCCUGACAGGUGUUGGUAAUAUAUUCAUGGCAUUGUACGCUGGAUCGUCUUUCCCCCGUGACGAAAAUGCAGAAAUUGGCCGUCGAGGACCCGUCGCCCUCUGUCCCUCUUAGACGCAAUGCAUUCUUGUUUACUGUUCGUGUGGCUGCCACUCGGCGUGAAGCCCCGUGGUGUCUACACAGCUCGGUGUCGAGGUUGUGUGGCGAAGCUGCCAACCUUCCCAGGUGUUUCCUUUCGCUUUUUCCGACAAGCCACGACGGCUGUGUCGCAUGUCGGACUUCCCAGGUUUGGUCAGUUCAUCAUUUGGAAGUCUCGCGACCUUCCAGACAGACUCAG
Messenger RNA from Toxoplasma gondii ME49, 5506 nucleotides. RefSeq lists its product as hypothetical. The record is from RefSeq and is a predicted model, not a curated record. The transcript has 13 exons. The coding region runs from base 414 to 5087 and encodes 1557 amino acids. Gene Ontology annotation, cellular component: nuclear replication fork. Gene Ontology annotation, molecular function: chromatin binding. NCBI's taxonomy places the organism in Eukaryota, Apicomplexa, Conoidasida, Eucoccidiorida, Sarcocystidae. Gene Ontology annotation, biological process: DNA-templated DNA replication; mitotic cell cycle; DNA repair.